AUGGACGACAAGACGGCGAUUGUCACAGAGGCGCAAGUGCAAGCCAUGGCCGUGCAGCAGGGAGGGUUUGAUCCAACUGGAGAGGUGGAGUUUCGCCCUUGGCGAGUGGACUCCGAGAUCGAAUGGCUCCUGGAAGCGCUGCGCGACCAGGAGUCCAUGCCGCACCCGGAUCCGCAGGCCUGA
This is a messenger RNA of Symbiodinium sp. CCMP2592, 183 nucleotides long. Lineage: Eukaryota; Dinophyceae; Suessiales; Symbiodiniaceae. The record is from the annotation of a GenBank genome assembly.